GCAACCGGCUGAUUUCCGCUUCCUUCGCUUACGCCGACCAGUCAAGUGAAGAUGGCGGCGGCCGAAUCGGAUCGCGAAGUACCGUCCGCUCUAUGUAGCGAAUUUCUGAAUUUUUCUGCCAAGGACACAGCAGCGAAAUGGCUGCAGGUGAGCGACCUGCCCAGAGACGUGUAUGGGCACCUGGCGCGCUACGUGCCGCAGAUCUACUGCCAGGGCCCCAACCUGCAGCCCCAGAGCGAGGAGCUCCUGGCCCAGCUGCUGCUGCAGUCCCCGCUGGAGUGGUACCUGUGUGGGGAGGAGCCGUCCAGCGGCCUGGCCAAGCUGGAGCAGAACAACCAGCCCUCCCAGCUGUGUGGACACGUCUUUAAAGUGGGGGAGCCCACCUACUCCUGCAGGGAAUGUGCGGCAGACCCCACGUGUGUGUUGUGCAUGCAGUGCUUCCUGGGUAGCGUGCAUAAAGAACACCGCUACAGGAUGACUACCUCUGGGGGCGGUGGAUUCUGUGACUGUGGAGACACGGAGGCGUGGAAAGAAGGUCCUUACUGUCAGAAGCACGAGCCCAACAUCAGCGACAGCUCUCAAGAGGACCCACUGGCUCACCUGUCCCCAGACAUGAUCGCACGCACCUAUAACGUCUUCUCCAUCGUGCUGAAGUACGCCGUCGACAUGCUCACCUGGGACAAGGAGGACGAACUGCCACAAGGCCUCCAACCACCGGAGCGUGCGGAUACAUACUACUGCAUGCUGUUCAAUGACGAGGUGCACACGUACGAGCAGGUCAUCUACACGCUGCAGAAGGCAGUCAGCUGCACACAGAAGGAGGCCGUCAGCUUCGCCACCACCGUCGACAGAGACGGGAGGAAGUCUGUGCGCUACGGGGACUUCCAGUUCUGUGAGCAGGCCAAGUCUAUUAUUGUGAGAAACACCAGUCGGCAGUCGAAGCCCUUGCGUGUGCAGGUGAUGCACUCUUCAGUGGUGGCGCAUCAGUGUUUUGCACUCAAAGCCCUCGGCUGGAUGGGACACGUCAUCAGGCACUCAGAUGCGCUGCGGCGGAUCCUGUGCCAGGUGGGGCUCCAGAGGGGACCGGAGGGGGAGGACUCGCUGGUGGACACACUCAUGCUCUGUGACUCCAAGAUGUGGAAAGGUGCGAGGAAUGUGUAUCACCAGCUGCUAAUGAGCAGUCUCCUCAUGGACCUGAAGUACAAGAAGCUGUUUGCCAUCCAGUUUGCCAAGAGCUACCGGCGCCUCCAGACCGAUUUUAUGGAGGAUGACCACGAGCGCUUAGUGUCUAUCACCUCACUGUCUGUUCAGCUCUUCACCGUCCCCACCAUGGCGCGGAUGCUGAUCACGGAGGAGGACCUGAUGAGCACCAUCAUCCGCACCUUCGUGGACCACCUGCGGCACCGCGACCUGCAGGGACGCUUCCAGUUCGAGCGCUACACCGCCCAGCAGGCCUUCAAGUUCCGCAGGGUCCAGAGCCUCAUCGGAGACCUCAAGUACGUCCUGAUCAGCAGGCCCACUGAGUGGUCAGAUAAACUCCGAGAGAAGUUUCUGGAAGGACUGGACGCGUUCCUGGACCUGCUCAAGUGCAUGCAGGGUAUGGACCCUGUGGUCAGGCAGGUUGGCCAGCACAUAGAGAUGGAACCGGAGUGGGAAGCAGCCUUCACCCUACAGAUGAAACUCACACACAUCAUAUCAAUGAUCCAGGAGUGGUGCUCUUCUGACGAGCGGGUCCUGAUCGAGGCGUACCGGAGGUGCUUGUCCAUCCUCACACACUGCCACAGCGGCUUCACGGACGGAGAGCAGCCCAUCACACUGAGCAUGUGUGGCCACUCGGUGGACACCAUCCGCUACUGCGUCAGCCAGGAGAAAGUCAGCAUCCACCUGCCCGUGUCCCGCCUGCUCGCAGGUUUACAUGUUCUUCUCAGCAAAUCAGAAGUGGCCUACCGCUUUCCUGAGCAACUACCCCUGAGUGAGCUGAGCCCCCCCAUGCUGAUAGAACACCCCCUCCGCUGCCUGGUGCUCUGCGCCCAGGUGCAUGCUGGGAUGUGGCGGAGGAACGGCUUCUCAUUGGUCAAUCAGAUCUACUACUACCACAAUGUGAAGUGCAGGGUGGAGAUGUUCGAUAAAGACCUCAUCAUGUUACAGGCGGGAGCCUCCAUGAUGGAUCCCAACCACUUCCUGAUGAUCAUGCUGAGUCGCUUCGAGCUCUUCCACAUCUUCAGCUCCGUCGAUGGACGCAAGAGAUACAGCAGAGAGAACGCCAACAAGGAUGUGGUCCAGCAGAACAACACUCUAAUUGAGGAGAUGCUUCACCUCAUCAUCAUGGUUGUGGGUGAGCGGUUCGUGGCGGGUAUUGGGCAGGUCCAUGUGUGUGAAGAGAUCAAACGUGAGAUCAUCCACCAGCUCUGCAUCAGGCCAAUGGCACACAGCGAGCUCGUCAAAGCACUACCAGAGAACGAGAAUAAAGAGACGGGCAUGGAGAGAGUUAUUGACAAUGUGGCUUCGUUCAAGAAGCCUGGUGUUACGGGCAGAGGGCUAUAUGAACUGAGACCAGCGUGUGCCAAGCAGUUUAACCUGUACUUUCACCACUACUCACGUGCAGACCAGUCUAAGGCGGAGGAGGCCCAGAGGAAGCUGAAGAGACAGCAGGGGGAGGACACAGCGCUGCCUCCCCCGGUCCUACCCCAGCUGUGUGCGCUGUUUGCCAGCCUGGUGAACCUGCUGCAGUGUGACGUGCUGCUCAGCAUCCUCAACACCGUGCUGCAGUGGGCCGUCGAGCCCACCGGGGGGCACUGGUCUGAGUCCAUGCUGCAGAGGGUGCUGCACCUGACAGGAAUGGCACUGUUGGAGGAGCAUCAGCAGCUGGAGAAUAGUGAAGAGGAGGCGACUUUCAGCUUCACACUCAAGAUCUCACGCCCUGGUGAGGCUCCCUCUAACUCUGCCAGUAUCCUGGCUCUGCUGGAGACCCUUCAGAACGCCCCACACCUGGAGGUGCACAAGGACACCAUCCGCUGGAUCCUCAAGACUGUGGCGAGCAUUAAGACCAUGCGGGAGCGCACCGCCUCCACUCCUGUGGCUGACCACAGUGGACAGAGCCAAGAAGAGACGGUGCGGGACAAGGAUAAGGCGGAGCGGAAGCGGAAGGCGGAGAUGGCUCGUCUGCGGCGGGAGAAGAUCAUGGCGCAGAUGUCUGAGAUGCAGAGACACUUCAUCAACGAGAACAAGGAGCUCUUCCAGCAGACCAGCCUGGACGAGCUAGAGGCCUCCGCAUCCACCUCCGUAGAGCACAGCCCCACGAGUGCGGACGCGGCGCUGGUGUGUGUGGGCCCGCGGCGGACGCGUGUGUGUGAGCGCAAGCAGGUGGUGACGUGCAUCCUGUGCCAGGAGGAGCAGGAGAUCCGGCCCGACUCCCGCGCCAUGGUGCUCGCCGCCUUCAUCCAGCGCUCCACCGUCAUGGCCAAGAACCGCCACAGACCCCCCCCCGACCCAGAGAAGUACGACCCCAUCUUCAUGCAUCCCGACCUGUCCAUCGGAACACACACAGGAAGCUGUGGACACAUCAUGCACUCCCACUGCUGGCAGAGGUACUUUGAGGCGGUGCAGGCGAAGGAGCAGCGGCGGCAGCAGCGUCUGCGUGUGCACACGAGCUACGACGUGGAGAACGGAGAGUUCCUGUGUCCCCUCUGUGAAUGCCUCAGCAACACCGUCAUCCCACUACUACCCCUCAAAAAGACCCCCAGCAGCUGUGACCAGCCCACGCUGUCCCCGUGGCUGAAGUCGAUUGGUCAGCAGGUCCGCUGUCUUCACUCCGCCCACAGGAAGGCCAAAGCCACCAGUGCAGAGUGUCUGGACACGGACAGCGAGCCCGACUGCCCAGCACCACCGGGAUUCAGACUGGACCACACUCCAACGAGUCCGUACUCUGACAGCAUUAAGGAGAUGCUGACCACGUUCGGCACGGCCACCUAUAAGGUGGGACUGAAGGUGCACCCCAACGAGCAGGACCCCCGAGUGCCCAUCCUGUGCUGGGGCAGCUGUGCCUACACCAUCCAGUCUAUAGAGCGGCUGCUGGUGGAUGAGGAGAAGCCUUUGUUUGGAAGUUUACCCUGCAGACAGGAUGACUGUCUGAGCUCCUUGGUCAGGUUUGGCUCUGCAUGCUGGACUGCAGGUUGCCUCUCCACUGUGCAAACACACUUCAUCAGACUCUUAGCAGCGUUGGUUCCAGACCCUCAGGUGACCAGUUCUCCCUGCAUCCUGGAUGUAGACAUGUUUCAUCUACUGGUGAGUGUGGUGCUGUCCUACUCGGCGGUCCACUGUCUGGACUCCUCAGGUGUGACUGCAGACGUCGCUCAGCUUCACUUCCUCCACCUGGUCACCAUGGCGCACGUGGUCCAGAUCCUGCUCACCUCAGUGCCAGUGGAGACGACGAUGGAGCAGGAGAGUGGAGGAGCGGAGAAGGAGGAGGAGGAGUUAGUGUGUCGUCUCUACAACUCUCUCAGGACACACCUGGGCAGUGCCUUGUGUGAGGUGAGCUCUGGUUGGCACCUGUGGCGUUGUGUGAAGGCCGGCAUCCUGCCCUACCUGAGGGCCACAGCCAUCUUCUUCCACCACCUCAACGGAGUCACCCCCCCACCAGAGCUGCAUGUUCUUGGCUCUGGCCAGUGGGAGGCGUUGUGUGGAUACCUCUCUCUGCCAUGCAACCUCCUCCAGCUCUUCUACAGCCAUCAAGACCUACUGGAGCCCUUACUGCAAGGGUGGUGUUCUCACCCGGCGGUCAAACAGUGCCUGCAGGGGAGUGCCACUCUCGUCAGUUUCCCUCGCGAGUCCAACCAGCUGAUUGAGCUGCCAGAAGAUUACAGUGCCCUUAUCAACCAGGCCUCUAGCUUCACGUGUCCCAGGUCGGGCGUGGACAAGUCCCGGGCCCCUACGCUGUGCCUGGUGUGUGGGGCCAUGCUGUGCUCCCAGAGCUACUGCUGCCAGACGGAGCUGGACGGGGAGAAGGAGGAGGUGGGGGCCUGCACCGCACACACCUUCUCCUGCGGAGCUGGCGUCGGCAUCUUCCUCAGGGUGAGGGAGAGUCAGGUGCUGUUCCUGGCUGGAAAGACCAAGGGCUGCUUCUACGCACCACCUUACCUGGACGACUACGGAGAAACGGACCAGGGCCUCAGGCGAGGGAACCCUCUGCACCUGUGUCGUGAGCGCUACAGGAAGAUCCAGAAGCUGUGGCGGCAGCACAGCGUCACCGAGGAGAUCGGCCACGCCCAGGAGGCCAACCAGACGCUCGUCGGCAUCGACUGGCAGCACCUGUGAUACACACACACACACACACACACACACACACACACACACACACACACACAGAGCCUCACCUGUAUACAAAUACCCACAUAUCCACUCACGCAUACACCAACACACACGGACACACACACACACACACACACACACACAUACACCAACACACACACACACACACACACACACACACACACACACACACACUGGCGAGUUCGGCGUUGUACACGCAGGGGCUCUGCACGUAAGGGCUGAGGUAACCAUGGCGAUGCCUCUACCUCCCCCCUCCCCCCCCCCCCCCCCUCUGUCUGACUGGACGCGCUCACGCAUGUAGUUCUCAUCCACUCCUCUGGGGGGCGCUCAGCACAGCUCUCCCUGUUCUGUUGGACAUAUGAGUUCAGAAUCUAUUUAAACACACACACACACACACACACACUCAGCCCACGCCACACAGCUCUCUGUUCUGUUGGACAUAUGAGUUAAUAUAUGGACAUAAUCUAUUUAAACACACACACACACACACACACACACACACACACACACACACACACACACACACACACACAUACUCAGCCCACGCCACACAGCUCUCUGUUCUGUUGGACAUAUGAGUUAAUAUAUGGACAUAAUCUAUUUAAACACACACACACACACACACACACACACACACACACACACACACACACACACUCAGCCCACGCCGCUGAGCUACGGACGAAGGCCCCCGCCACACGCCAUCCAUCCAUCGCUCGCUCCUUCGAUCGGUCCAAUCAGGCGGCCAGAUCACGGGAGGGAGGGAGGGAUUGAUUGGUGGGAUCAGGCGGCCAGAUCUCUCGUAUGAAUGUUGUUAAUUUAAUGCAUAAGCUCGCCUGUCACCAUGGAGACCCACCGCUUCCGCACAGAAGCAUGCUGGCGUUCGCCCCACCACCCAAAAAAAGCACAACUCCAGCUCAAAGCCACACACACACACACACACACACACACACACACACACACACACACACACACACACACUGGGGUGUUGCACAGUGCCACCUAGAGGGCUUGUUUGGAUCAUGACCCCCCCCCACUCUUCCCUUGUGUGUGUCCUCACUCUCUCUCCCUCACACACACUCUCCCUCACACACACACUCUCCCUCACACACACACUCUCCCUCACACACUCUUUCCUUGUGUGAUCCCUCGUACGGAUUGUUUGUGUUUGCAGGAGAACCAAGCGGCUCCCUACCCAACUGGCUGUCGGCCAACCAUACGAGGCCUGGGAACGUACACACACACACACACACACACACACACACACACACUCACUCACACACACACACACACACACACACACACAUUUGUCACGAGUGCCUGCGUGUGUGAAGUUUUAAAACCUUUCUCAGAGUGACCGUGUGUGUUCUCAGAGUUAGAGAGUGUGUGUGAUGGCUUUUAUAGAGGGCUGGGUUUCUUUGGAUGUCUGUGUUUGUGUGUGUGUGUGUGUGCGCGCGUUUAGAAUGUUCUCAAGAUCCUGAAGAAGCCUCGUGGGGUUUCGUUUGUCUGUUUUCUCUCAUUUUGUAACUUGUUAUUGAAGUGAUCCCUUCACCUCACAUGCAGCGCUGGCCCACGCCCGGCUCGGAGUCGGCCCGUAUCCGGCCCUCGCCUGGCCCUCGCCUGGCCCGCAGUCGGCCCGCAGCGCAGCGCAGCGCUCGGGGGUGAUCCACCCAUGUGAGAGAACUGUGUUUGAUUGGAUGGAAAGCUAGACAUUGAUGACUCUUUUCCAGACGUUUUUGAUUCAUGUGGAUAUUGUGGGAAUCUGUUGCUUUGUUGAUUUGUUUUUUUUGUUUUUUUUGUAGCAUUGGCUUAGGGCCUCUAAGCAGGAAUAUAUAUAUAUAUAUAUCUAUCUACAUGUAUGUAUUUUUUUUUAUUUUCUUUGCUCUCUACUACCAAAAACAUUAGACCUUAAUCUGCCAGUUCUGCCCCCAAAGUGACAGAUUCCUCUGCGAAGAAAAACAGACUUUCAUUGUGGCCGCAGUCCAUUGCCAUAGCAACAUGACACAUAAUCACCCUGCAAUGAUCACCCCUCAAACCUCACAAGCGUUGCCAUAGCAACAUGACACAUAAUCACCCUGCAAUGAUCACCCCUCAAACCUCACAAGCGUUGCCAUAGCAACAUGACACAUAAUCACCCCUCAAACCUCACAAGCGUUGGUGGCGGAGGAUCUGUGUGCCCUAAUAUGGCCCUACAGUGCGGCCCAACCCCUGUGGAGUCUGACACACACACACACUCACACACACACACACACACACACACACACACACACUCCCGCCCGCCCGCCUGGCAUCAGCUGGUUUUUAGUUUUGGGUUUUAUUGUUGUGUUGCUUCUGCCAGCUGGGCCCACGUGGUGCCAGAGGUCCUGACGGGACCGGCGCCGUGCCCGCCGCGGGGUGGGCACAGAGUGGGCACAGAGUGGGCACAGAGUGGGCACAGAGUGGGCACAGAGUGGGCACAGAGUGGGCACAGAGUGGGCACAGAGUGGGCACAGAGUGGGCACAGAGUGGGCACAGAGUGGGCACAGAGUGGGCAUAGAGUGGGCACAGCUGCCCCCCACGUCUCCUGCCGCCCUGGCAUGCUCCUGGACUGGCCUUCCGAGCGGACCCCACUCAGCCGUAGUGUCAGACUGACUUGUUAAUAUGUGAAUUCUUGUAUAAAUGGGUAUAUUGUACUAUAUUGUAAAACAAUAAUGGAAUUAAUAAACAGGAAAAAUAC
Sardina pilchardus (European sardine) is the source of this 8044-nucleotide messenger RNA. RefSeq names its product ubiquitin protein ligase E3 component n-recognin 2 (gene ubr2). Gene Ontology annotation, molecular function: zinc ion binding; ubiquitin protein ligase activity. The record is from RefSeq and is a predicted model, not a curated record. Lineage: Eukaryota; Metazoa; Chordata; Actinopteri; Clupeiformes; Clupeidae. The transcript is spliced from 47 exons. Bases 52 to 5313 code for a protein of 1753 amino acids. Gene Ontology annotation, biological process: ubiquitin-dependent protein catabolic process via the N-end rule pathway.